Molecule: messenger RNA, 2499 nt
Organism: Vitis vinifera (wine grape)
Lineage: Eukaryota; Viridiplantae; Streptophyta; Magnoliopsida; Vitales; Vitaceae
Product: protein ALP1-like
Exons: 1
Coding region: 520-1974 (484 amino acids)
Source: RefSeq, a predicted model, not a curated record
UGUUGCAUACUUUUGAAAAGGGCAAUCCCCAUAAAAAUUCCACUGAAUUCCCACAAGGGACAUCCAAAAUCCAUAAAUCCCAUAAAAUUCUCAAAUUCCCAAAAAACCCAAAUCCAGCCGCGUAAUCUAUAGAAUCGCCACCGUCCUACACCUACCAAAAGCCGUGUUCACACCUCAACACGUUUUUUAUCAAUCUGCUGUUUUCCUCUCUCUCUCUCUCUUUCCCCAUCUCUCUCUCUCUCUCUCUCCAUACAAGUGUCCAUAUUGAUAUGUUUGUGCGUGUAUAAAUAUAAUAUGAAUGCAUUUCUUCCCAUUCCCAUUUCAUGAUUUUCAAUUUUUGUGUUCACACUCUUGCUUUGAUCCAACAGUUUGAAAGCGAAGCAUACGACUUUCCCAUCUCCUUCUUUGCUCAUUUCCUCUCCUUUUUGCUUCAUCUUCCUCAAGCUCCACAAGGGGUUUGCUGUUAUCUGUUGCUUUUUUGGGUGUUUCUAUAUAUUGUUUGAAUACCCAGUUUCAGAAAUGAAUGAUAGUACCAGUAAUAGGAAGAAAAGGAGGAGGAAGGAUGAGGGUGAAGGGGAGUUGGGUGUGGUGAAGGAGGGGAAGAAGAGGGACUUGAAGGAGAUUAUCACCUCUUUACUGCUGUUGGAAGAGCAGCAGAAGCGUGAUCAGGAGGAGUUCGACAGGACUCUGGAGGAGGAGAAGAUGGUGUUUGAAGAGAAUCAUAAGAAGAAGACCAGAGCCAUGAUGGACUACUAUUCAAAUCUCCAGGACUACUACAAUGAAUUGGAUGAUAUGGAUCAAGCUAGGAGGAAACGCUGCAAUUCAGCCUCUGCCACCACUGCCGCUGCCGCCGGUGCUGCCGGAGCCGCUUCUCUUGAGUUUUCAGACAGUUCAGUCAAGCCUGGGAGUGGUGCAAGAAGGUUAUGGGUGAAGGACAGGUCCAAAGCUUGGUGGGAUGAAUGCAACAAGCCAGAGUUUCCAGAGGAGGAGUUCAGAAAGGCCUUUAGGAUGAGCAGAGCAACAUUUGAUAUGAUAUGUGAUGAGCUCAAUUCAGUGGUUGCAAAGGAGGAUACCAUGUUGAGAGCUGCAAUUCCUGUGAGGCAAAGAGUGGCUGUUUGUAUAUGGAGGUUAGCGACUGGUGAGCCUCUAAGGCUUGUGUCAAAGAAGUUCGGUUUAGGUAUAUCCACUUGCCAUAAGCUUGUUCUUGAGGUUUGUUCUGCUAUAAGGACUGUUUUGAUGCCCAAGUAUCUGCAGUGGCCAGAUGAGGAGACAUUGAGGAGGAUGAAGGAUGAGUUUGAAUCAAUUUCAGGGAUACCCAAUGUUGUUGGCUCUAUGUAUACCACCCAUAUCCCAAUCAUAGCCCCAAAGAUCAGUGUGGCAGCCUAUUUCAAUAGGAGGCAUACAGAGAGGAACCAGAAGACUUCUUACUCCAUUACAGUUCAGGGUGUUGUUGAUCCAAAAGGGGUGUUUACUGAUGUAUGCAUUGGGUGGCCUGGUUCCAUGCCUGAUGAUCAGGUGUUGGAGAAAUCUGCCCUUUAUCAGAGGGCUAAUGGGGGGCUUUUGAAGGGCGUUUGGAUUGUUGGAGGUUCAGGGUACCCUCUAAUGGAUUGGGUGAUGGUGCCUUACACUCAGCAGAAUCUCACCUGGACACAGCAUGCAUUCAAUGAGAAAAUUGGGGAGAUUCAGAGGGUUUCUAGGGAGGCAUUUGCGCGGUUGAAAGCGCGGUGGUGUUGUCUGCAGAAGAGAACAGAGGUGAAACUCCAGGACCUCCCUGUGGUUCUUGGGGCCUGCUGUGUGUUACAUAACAUUUGUGAAUUGCAGAACGAAGAAAUGGACCCAGAACUCAGGAUCAAUCUCAUUGAUGACGAGAUGAUCCCAGAGAUUCCAUUGAGAUCAACAACCUCAAUGAAGGCCAGAGAUGCAAUUGCCCACAAUCUUCUCCACCAUGGCCUUGCAGGCACUGCAUUCCUAUAGUAGAAAAAGACUUUAAUUUUACUCUUAAAGGUUGUAUCCUUUCUUCCUGUAGCUGCUCAUGUUUGUUGUUGAACAACCCCAUACUUAAUUCAUUGUAAUUUGUCAUAGGGACUCUGUAAAAUAUACGUGCCCCUCUGACAAAUCGAUGAACUUAGUCAGACUCGUGUUUUAGGUUUAAGCUAUACCAUAUAGUAUCAUAAAGACAUUCUGCAAUUCAGGUCCCAUACUUGAAUACCAAUUAGGAUAUGAAUGAGGGAUCAAACAUUACAUUAUUCUUCUGUAGUCAAUAAUGGUUCUCAAACCAUGAACUUCUCUAGCAUAUGGAACAGUCCAUUGCAAGCUCGUGUGAAAAAACUACCGAAAAUCCUGCCUCUUUUGCCUAUUGUUAUGUUUGUUACGCUAUGAUUGAGCACGGGAAAUGAUUGGUUCUUUGUCACGGUUCACAAUCAACUGUUUGUGGCAAUCAAAUGUGUCAAUGUCUUGGUGUUUUGUGUUAAGAAAAUGAUGCCAGCUGAGAUUGAGUAA